UAUUAAUUUCUUUUUACAAUUAUAAUUUAUAUCAGUUAACGCAAUUUUGGCAGAUCUAUUUCAUUAUAACUACACAUAUAAAACAGUUUAACUAAAUAGGAAAAGUCAUAUUGUUUUUAAAUUUUAACAAUGGGACUGUGUUAGGAGUUUACAUUAGAAAACUGCUCAAACAAAAUAUUUAUUGUUGUUAAAAAUGCAAGAUAGUAACGAUACGCUGUCGGUAGGUCCGCAUUCAAGUGGAUCACCAGCUGUUCUGUUGACACCUGGAAGAACUAGAAACAUCGCUCAAGACAUGGAAGCUUUACGUCUUUCCCGGCAGGAUAAUCCUUAUUUACAACAAGUUAUGGCUAGCAGAGAAAGUUUGAUUGAAAGCCAAAGAGAAGAAUGUGAAUCUGACGACACAAUAUUAAUGUCACAGGAAUUUGGCAGCACAGCCCUGGACUAUGAUGAUGAUCCAUUGACAUUGAAGGAAGUGCACGAGCAUAUGAUUAGAUCACCUCCACCAACAAACUGUUGGCCUCAUGAUUCACUUUCGUUCCGCGCGUCGAGUGCAUUCGACUUUGCAGCUGAUAGUCCGGUCUCUUAUAGUGCUUAUUCCGUCAAUUACCAGGAAAAGUCACAGGAGCUACUGGGUAGCAAAUCGCCGAGACGUGGCCACCGUUAUGAGGAGUCUAAGUGUAACAACAACAUGAAUAGAGCUAGAGCCUCGAGAUCAGUGUCGCCUAGAGCACACGACAUCACCAUGUGCGGACGGCCUUUAUCAUUGCCAGGUGAGAGUCACCUUCGUAGCGCUUUGAACAAGAAACAAACGAACCAACAAACGGAAAAAUUCUCACUGCUGCAACACCCAAAACCACUUCGUAGGGCCCACAUACACAGACGCUCUGAAGACAGUAUACAGUUAGUACAAGACUUUACGAAGUAAGUGCUACGUCUACGAAUGUCAUGGUAUCGUUGUAACAGACCAUUUGAGGCUGAUUGGAUAUUAAGCCUAUGACACGUCGGCAAUGCUUUAAAUUGAUGUCAUUUAUCGUUCAUCGGGUACGUCACUAGUGUUGGAUCGACAUUUAUUAUUGGUCGGAUUAAAAAAGAUAUGAGUUGGUUGUAUUGACACGAAAUACUUCGCAACAAGAACGAAUGGAAUUUAUCAAACCUAUUAAUUUGGUAGAAUCCGCCGAAGUCAAUAUUUUUUCAAUUAUAUGAGUGUCGAUCUGACAUAAUGUGAAUUAAUUGUAGGUUUGUUGAUAAAGGGUAUCUGCUAGGAGAUAUAGUAUAAAAAGAAGGAUGGUGUGGUAUUGCGAUAAUUUUUCUUUAAGUGAGGCUUGUUUUAAAACUACCCUAAAAAUAACUAUUAGUUUCAGUUUUCGAAUUUGAGUUCAGAACUCGUUUACCUACAAACUAGUUCCUUUUACGCUAUAAAAUGUAUGAUCUAAUUAUAUUUAAUUAUUGUUAGCAAAUAUUUUGGCUAAAGUUAAUUGCCAUUUUUUUAAUAGUUACCAUUAGUUAUAUUGAGCAUAAUAACUAAGUUAUUUUAAAUUUUUCCUAUGUUCUCGCGUAGUUUUUACACUAUUUAUUUUAUGGAUAUGUUACGGAAUGGCUCAUUUCUUAUUUUGAUCUAACAACCCAGUAGACUUAAAUUCUGUCAAACAAAUGAGGUGAGCGGUCACGCGAUACUGAAUGCUCAUUGGUCUAGUAUUAUAACAACAUAUCGUAACCAAUUGCUAUUGGCUACUGUGGAUUUUUAUAAGAUCUGUGUUCCUAAUGUUGUAUCUGAUAGCGUUUGCUCUUGAAUUAUAAUGUAGAUGAUUAAUAAUACAAUCGCGAUCACAUCACCCUGCGCUCGGUCACGCUGCGAUAUGAUGGAUAGUCUCAUGUGCCUUUAAUUAUUAAAAAUUAGUAAAAAUAUGGGUAUGCGUUGCUAUGAUUUAAACUAAAACUUGUCGCUGCCAUAACGGAUUUACGAUAACAAUAUAAGAUUACAUAUAUUAGGCGGAUACUUGUUGAAAGUAUUGAGUGUACCUAUAAAAACUAUUUUAAGUGCCGUUGCUGGUACAACAAUUUAUUGCAUAUUGGGUCAACGAAAUUUCGUUACCCAAAGGUUCAAUUGUAAUAUAUUUAGUCUGCCUGUCUGUCAAUUGUUAUAUUGAUAUGUCAAGCAAAAACCUGCGCAUAUAGGAUAUUGUGUCAGACUAACCUGACCAGAGUGGCCUAACGACAAAGAUUGCAAUUAAAAAUUGUAAGUUAAAACUUAAAAUUGAUCAUUUUGGUAAAAGUGGUACAAGUUAUUUAAUGAAUUAUUAUUAUAAUUAAUAUGAAAUUAUAUAUAUAGCUUUGCACGAAACUAGUUACGCCACCCUGGUUGUCAUGGCCUGAUAUUAUGUUUUAUAAAGAAUAAUGCAGAAAGUAUUUUUUUUAUAAAAGUUUUAAAUGUAAAUUUAUUAAAAAAUCAUUAAGUUAUCUACUUUAGUCCCGAGGUGCCCGCGAAAGAAUUUCUAAAUACCAGAUAAAAUUAAUAUUCAAAAGCAUUUUUUUUGGCAUAAUAUGAUAAAAAAUAAUAUUGUAUUUAAUAACAGUCGACGUUCAAUCUUUAACGGAGUACUUAUUCAAAUUAUCAUAAGAAAUUGAGCUGCUUGAAACACAGCUUAUAUUUAUUUGCUGAUUUUAAUUUAUUCUGCGAAAUGGCACGCAUCUAAGUAAUGUCAAUAAUGAUGAAUAAUUAAUCAAUUUGUUAUGAUGCUUCAAACAAGUGCUAGGAAUAGUGUAAAUUCAUUCGAAAUAGUACGUAAUUCGUAUGUAGGGAAAUUUCCUACAUUUCGAAUAGUAAAUUUUACAAUCAAAGCAUUUUCUUGUGAAAGUAGACUAAAAUAAUAAAAUAUCACCGUAGCGCAAUGGAUUGAUGAUGAUUUAGAAGAACAACUAAUGCUCGAAAAACUUAUAACUGUUCGGCGUGGUGUAAAAUGUUUUUAACAGCUGGCUUUCAAACCGCGAACCAAUGAAAGGCAAAGGCAAAAAGGCUUUCGUUAAAACUUUUGAAUAGUUUUCCGUUUUUAUGUUUGAGUGUACUUCCAGUUUUCCAAUAUAGCUAUACCUUACCAAAUUUUAUGGACAAUACGACCACAGAUCCUGUUUAAGGUGGAUCCUAGAGUCGAACAUGCCAAGGGUUAUGAGCGAAGCGUCAUAGGACAGUUGAAAAACUGUAAGUUAACAGCGCUAGAUGAAUUUAUUUUAGAGACGCAGAGUCCAUAUAUUUGGAUUUUCCAUUGAUGAGAAAAAACGACCUGAAUAUCUAGAUUUGUGACAGUGUUAAUAUUAAAUAGUAUAUGAACUCAAUCGCAUAAUGAUGCCAAUUCUCUAUUAGUAGAAAUCUAGUUAAUAUAGUAAUCUAUUGACAAUUACGUGUCUUAGUAACGCACACAUUACUUAGUGAUUAUGCUAUAGGAUAAGUAGGAGGCUUUGAGGUUAUGUUAUAAAUAAUACAGAUGUUAAGAACAUGUUUACAGUUUCCAGUUAAUUCUAAUGUUAAUUAAUGAAAAACCGGAAUAAAAUAGAUAUUUUUUUGACAUUGUACAGAAACUAUUUGUCGUUCUUUGGAAUAGACCAACAACAAAUAAGUCUAAGCUACGCGCAAAUAACGCGGGGCGCUACAAUAGCGACAUUAACGGCCGUUUUCAAUAACCUAUCUAUCUUUAGUUUAACUUACUAGUAAGUACCUCUAGAUGUAGACAUAUCUCUCCUUUUACGCUUACUUACAUUUCAACAGCCUAUCGACAUAAAGCAUUGGACAUAACUAUGUAUAGAUAAGAUCUUGUCAUGAAAAGGUGAUAGCAAUGUAUCCGUAACUAGAGAUACGUUAUUGAAAACUGCUGUAAAUGAACACACGGGAACAUCACCGUAAUAAAAAAAGGAGGUAUUUUUUUUACUUUCAAACAAAGUAAUUAUACAUUUAGAAAACAAAAUUUUAAUCACCCUUACGUGGGUGCUAUUCACCUACUUAUUUUAGUAACGUAAUAUCAACUUGAAUAUUUUUCUGACAUUAUUAUAAAAUAUACUCAGUAAUAUUAUCGAACUACCUUACCUACUCUUGCCAUGUAUUAAAAAGUGACACUUUAUCAUGCCUAACCCACGGACUAGUAAAAAAAGAAGGACUCCGCGCCGUGAUAUUAGCAAGUGGGGCACCUUUAAGCUAGUGUGAGAAGUAAGUCACGAGGGAUACCAGUAUCACAAUUAUUUCUCCCACAAUUUUAGUCAUAUAUGACGACAAUUACUUUGUAACUCCGAUUGUUAUCAAAAUUUAAUAUAUUAUUCCUAAAAUAAAAAUAAAUGAAAUGUAUAAAUAGAUAAAUUACACAGUAAAAAUGUACUAAUGUAUGUACAAUUUUUUAUUUUUAUUUUUAAAAAUUAAAAACUUAGUACCUACAAAUAAUUCAUCCAGGAACUGUAGUUCGUUUGUUUGCCACUGACGGUAUAAAAUAAGUAGAUUUUUAGAAAAAUCAACUAUGUGCGUUAUAGUUAUUUAUUUGCAAAGUACACAUCUAAUUUAAGGGUCUUUAAUUUUGUUCUUGGUACAGCGUCAUUUAGGAAAGACAAAAUAACAUUUUAAACUUUUAAGUUUCUUUAUACUGAUAUUUCUUAAUCUUAAAACAAAAAGAAAUCUCUACAUCUUGAAACAGAUAAUGAUUUAUCUAAUUAGAACAUCAUUAAAUGGAUUACCCACUUUUUCGGGUAAAGUCCCUAAUUAUUUACCGGCCACACUGGCUGUCAUUAUCACGCGGAGCGCGAAAAUAAAAUUAUAACUACUGGCCUACCUGUGAAACGUAAUUCCAUGAUACUUUUUUAUGUUCCGUAGUAUUCUUUUUACACGCUUUCACAACGCACGACGGCAAUUUGAAAAUAUUUUGUUGAGACGCAAACUGAUCUGUCACAGACGAUGACAAUUCUCAUAAUGGCCGCCUAUCGGCCUGCAGUAGUGCGAGUGUGUGCGUGGGGCUAUGUAUUUACACGUUAAUCGGCUUGUUUUGUUGCUACACUGUUAUGUAAGGUGACACGGAGUCCUUAUUUUUACUAGUCCGUGGCCUAACCUUAUAUUUUUGUUAAGUUUAAUGACGUAUUCCAUAGUGUUGCUUAUAUGAUAGAUGAUAAGGGUUAAAAUAUUGUAUUUUCUUGUAAAUUAUAUUGGCUAUCAAAAUUAUAGGCAUUUAAAAUAUAGAUAAUAUAAAAAUCUAUUAAUAUUAAAAUUCCUGUUGUAGCUAUUAUUGGUAAAUAUUAAGUAGAUAUUAAACUUUAGCAGACUGUGUUGCACACAGAACCAAGGGUUUUUAUCAUUUAAAGAGGCUUUUUUUUUCCAAUUUUCGAAAAAAGUUAAAAUGAAACUGGCAUUCGUUGCGAAAGAAAUAAUUCAUUAAAAUACGAUUUGUGAUUAAGUAUGUGAUUUUUAUGUGUAACUAAGUUUAAUAUUGUAAAUAUUGCUUCACGAAAAAUAAACUAAAGCAAUAGAUACGAGCAAAAAUAAGUAAAGGAAAAUACAAGCUUAAUCAACAGAUUGUUUCAAUUAUUUUUGAUUUGGGUUGUAUUUAAUUGCAACAAAUUUUAAAGUUCUAUAAAUUAUACUUCUUUAGGCGUGUUACGAAAAAAUAAUAGAGUGAAAUUUUAAGAUGCGUACGCAUCACUGUAACACAGGUUGAAGUUGGUUCCUUAAAUUUUCUGAUGUUUGCGUCAUCCGUUUUGUUUUGUUUCUUAGUCCAUUAUUAGGACAGGCAAAGGGUUCAAGCCCAUACAGCCGUAUUCAUUAUUAAAUAAUUAAUUGUCAAAGCCAUCUUUGCAAAAUGUUUACAAAAUUGUUGUUUCUAAAAACUUAAAAUAGCACGACGAAUAAAUCAUUUCAAUGAUUUUUGCUUCGUUAGGCUGAAAAAGUAUAAUUUCUUGCGUGCAUACUUAAGUACACACACACUUUUUUUCAAAUAUCAAUGCGUUACCAACAUUAGACAUAACAAAACGUAAAUAAUAUAAUAAUAAAUACAUUCGUUAAGUGUUGUAUAAUCUGUAUCAUUCUGUUUCCUUACGUGAGGUAAAAUUCUUUUUAGUCUGUGGAUUAACAUUAAACAAACAGUCAACGUAAAAUAUUUAGCACUUCUUUCAUGCUGGUAAUAUUUACCACAUUUAUAUACUUAACAAGUGUAUCACUAUUACCUGAUUGUAUAAUAUUAUUUGUUGGUCUGCAUGUAAUCGUAUUUACCUUUAGCUUACGCUCAAUUUUUGCUCACAUCAGCUGGUGAGAAAAGAUGAUUUAUCACUAGAACUUUAUUUACUAACUAAAUAGUGUGAUAGCGACCAAAUAAGCUAAACUUAUCAAACUUGUCCCGACUUGUCUUAUACCAUAUAAUGUUAAAAAAAAAAUUACUGAAGAAAUGGUCGUUUUAUAAGCUCGUAGGCUUUAAACAUGUACACAAUGUCUUAUAUAAAGACCUUAUUAAUUGUUACCAAUGUAGAUAUGUUUUACCCCUGUUAUGUUAAAUCCUUCUAUAUAUUAUAAUUAUUGUUAUAUUAGGCAUAUGUGGUUGUUUAUAAUAUAUGUUUAUUUGUUUCAUUGAAUGGCCUUUUAAGUUGAAAUCGGAAAAAGAUAUUUAAAGCUUUGCUAAUAUAAUUAGUUUGAUUGUAAAUAUUAUUAAAAUCUUGACAUAAUAAAGCUAUACUUUGUGAUUUAUGACUCUUUUUAGCAGCCCUAUGAUAAGUGUGUUUAGUAUGAGAAAAAGUGACGAGACGAGCAAUAAAUAAAAUACGUUAAACUGAAGGUAAGUGAUACGAAAUUGUGAAUGAUACGAUUAACGUUCUUGAAAAACCCAAAAUUCUUGGUCGCUCAUCAUGCAGCUGACAGUGACGGGGUGGCUCCUUUGCACCGGAUGCCGGCUAGAUUAUGGGUAGGAUAUAGGCGCCUAUUUUUACCGUGAAGCAGUAAUGUGUUAACAUUACUGUGUUUCGGGCUGAAGGGCGCCGUAGCUAGUGAAAUUACCAGUGACAUUAAUUAAUUGUAGAGACGCUCAGAAUUUUUUGGGUUUUUCAAGAAUUCUGUGCGGCACUGCAUUGUAAUGGGCCUGGCGCAUCAAUUACUAUCAGCUGAACGUCCUGCUCGUCUCGUCCCUUAUUUUCACAAACAAGGGAGCCGCUCAGAAUUCAGAGCGGCUCUUCACUUUGAGAUAUUUAAUGUUAAGUGUCAUUAUCUCGGUAAUUGCUAUGGCGCCCUUCAAAUCGAAAUAAUAAUGCUUUUAUUCAUAGAAUGUUAACUUUUUCUGCCGUUUCUUCCAGUGUUGUGCUUUAAAGCAGUACAGCCGAGUAAGUAGAUGUUGCUUCAAAUUUUAGUCUUCUACGUAACAUUACUAGGGUUGCCAAAAAGAAUUGUUACAUAACCUCAAAAAUUUUGGAAACAUUGUAACCUGCCUAAUUUAACUGAAAUCACAAAUGAUACAAUUGAUAUUCGUUUUAUGUAAUAAUUCUCUAUUGUAAUUUAUUUCAUUAAGACAAGUGUUACACACUAAAAAAACACUUUUAAAAGAAUUAAAACGUGUGUAAUUAUAACUUGUCCGAGGCAACAAAUGGCGCUAAACUGUCAAGUGUCAACUGCAGUCACCCUGAAAACAUGCUCUGAAAACGUCGGCUUAGCUAAAAUAAUAAUAAAAAUGUAACUUUUGCUCAAAAACUCAUGUAUAAACACAGUUACAAUUACAAGCGGUUUAAUCUUAAUAGCAAUACCAUAUCAGCUAUUAUUUUUUAGUGGUCCUUAAAAACAUAACAUUAAUUAUGUAGUAUUUUUAUAAAACUUAAACAUACGGCAACUUCUUUACCAAUUAGAAAUAUGAUAUGUAAAAAAAUAAAGUUAGCUUUGUCAAUUAUUUUAAAAAUCUAUGUAGGCACGCAAAACAAAUUUGUUUGAUUUUCAUAACACUUACUUAAAGUACAGACGAUUUAGUUUAUAUUAAGUAUUAUGAACUUAUUGUAUUAUUUUACUGUCAAAUAAUAUGUAAUUUUGUUAUCUUUUACCACCGACACAUAUAGAGUAGUUGUGCAGUAAAAAAAAAUAUGGUAACCGAGAGGAUAACUUCAGGGCGAGCUGAAGUAUGAUAAAUUACAGUUCUGUUAAUUUUUUUAUUUAUUGGCAGCGUUACUGUUAUUAUAUAAACAACAAUAUAAGACCAUACAUUACUCAUUUUGAUUGGUAAUACCUACAUAAUAAAAUCCAUAUGUUUUAUUAUGUAGGGUAUGUCUACUACAUAUACACAUUAACGUCAUAUAAUUUUUAAUUACCGUUCAUUGCUUUAAAUAUCAUGGUACUUAGUACCUAUCUAAAAGUUAAAUAUAUCAAAAUUGAAGUAUGAUUUAUUACAAGGUAUGCUAUAUUACUUUUUAAUCGCUGGUCGAUGAAUUAAUGUAUUAAUCAAAAUAAAAUAUAAUUAUUG
Molecule: messenger RNA, 8447 nt
Organism: Leptidea sinapis
Lineage: Eukaryota; Metazoa; Arthropoda; Insecta; Lepidoptera; Pieridae
Exons: 7
Coding region: 194-925 (243 amino acids)
Source: RefSeq, a predicted model, not a curated record